Messenger RNA from Penicillium subrubescens, 1125 nucleotides. RefSeq names its product oxidoreductase, 2OG-Fe(II) oxygenase family (gene alkB). NCBI's taxonomy places the organism in Eukaryota, Fungi, Ascomycota, Eurotiomycetes, Eurotiales, Aspergillaceae. Bases 1 to 1050 code for a protein of 349 amino acids. Gene Ontology annotation, cellular component: nucleus; cytoplasm. The transcript has 2 exons. The record is from RefSeq and is a predicted model, not a curated record.
AUGGCCCAAAUCAAAGGCCUUAAUGCUCAUGAUCGCCCGCCAGAGGCUGUCCGGCAAUGCUACAAAAAAUUCACACGAUGCUCAUUAUCAGAUAUCGACCAUGACCCCGGGGUCCUCGACCUGCAACGACUAGAUCCUGACCGGCUUCCUGCCAGCAUCACCGUCUCGCAAUACAUGUCCAGUCAAGAUCUUCGGCUGGCAUUUGAUGAUUUCAUUCGCGGUGGACAUGCCUCAGACAAAGAACAUGCGCCUUUGGCUGAGAACAUACCUGUUUUUACACACAAUGCAGUAUCUGGCCUCCUGAUGAUACCCUCACUAUUCCCUCCCACCGUUCAAACCGAACUACUAUCUCGUCUACUCCACCGCGACCUGCCCAACCCCGAACAUAAGACCAACCUGCACCUACACUACGACGUCACAUAUCCCGAGACCUUAAAGAAUCAAGACACCCCGCAGUCAUUCUUCGCGGAUGAUCCAACACGAGUACUCCAACCAAAGGAUCCCAAAGUGCAUAAGCCGCUUAAUAUCCAGAGUGUGUUGGAAAAGAAGCUCAGGUGGGUCACCUUGGGUGGCCAGUAUGACUGGACUGCUAAAGUAUACCCAUCUGAGGCGCCGCCACCCUUCCCACCGGACGUGGCGAAGCUGUUGAAGGCGGCAUUUCCAGAGACAGAUGCCCAAGCAGCGAUUCUGAAUCUAUACUCCGCCGGAGAUACUCUCAGCGCGCAUCGCGACGUUAGUGAAGAGUGCGACGUAGGCUUGAUCAGUGUGAGUUUUGGCUGUGAUGGUAUAUUCUUGAUAAGCCAUGAUGAUGGAAAUGGUGCGGAAGUCAUUCGACUUCGGUCAGGUGAUGCCGUGUACAUGGAUGGUUCAUCGCGGUUUGCCUGGCACGGCGUCCCCAAGAUCUUGCCUGCCACCUGUCCCAGCUGGCUGGCGGACUGGCCAUGUGUUGGAGAAGAUGCGGCUGGCUCUGCAUAUGAGAUGUGGAAAGGAUGGAUGUCUGGGAAACGGAUCAAUCUCAACGUGAGGCAGAUGACCAGUUUUGCUCCAUGAAGUAGCGAAAGUGGCUUUGCUAUACAAACCGAGAAACGCCAUUUGGGGUCAUGGCUGCUUAUUGAGCUAUCGAUU